This is a messenger RNA of Malaya genurostris, 1674 nucleotides long. Its product is annotated as L-threonine dehydratase catabolic TdcB-like. Bases 1 to 1410 code for a protein of 469 amino acids. The transcript is spliced from 8 exons. The record is from RefSeq and is a predicted model, not a curated record. Gene Ontology annotation, molecular function: threonine deaminase activity; L-serine ammonia-lyase activity. Gene Ontology annotation, biological process: L-threonine catabolic process; L-serine catabolic process. Lineage: Eukaryota; Metazoa; Arthropoda; Insecta; Diptera; Culicidae.
AUGAGUCAAAUGGUUUCUAUCAGCAGCCAGUCGGAUGUCGCUGCUAUAACACGGAACACCGAACUGGGACAGGAAAAGGAGCCGGAAGUGAAUAAAAAUGCUGCCGACAUGACUGGCACCGGCAGUGUCAUUGACAACCUUGAAGACGAAGAAUGCCGGGAUCCUUUUUGUAACGCUGAUAAUCCGCAAAUAAUUACUUUUCAAGAUGUUACAUCGGCAGCGUUUAAAAUUAAGCAAGGAAUCGAAUUCACGCCCUGUCCGAAAUCACAUAUUUCCGAUAUGAUCGAUAUGGACAUCUACCUCAAAAAGGAAUUUUUGCAAUUCACGGGAAGCUUCAAGGAACGUGGGGCCCGCUAUGCGUUGAUAAUGCUGUCCGAAGAGCAGAAGAGAAAAGGCGUUAUUUCGGCAUCCCUGGGGAAUCACGCUCAGGGUCUCAGCUAUCAUGGAUGGAAGUUGGGAAUUCCAGUUACCGUCGUGAUGCCACUGAAAGCAUCGCUUAUGAAGAUACAAAAAUGUCGUUACUAUCGUGCCAAUGUACUAGUUCAAGGUGCUGAUAUGGGCGAGGCAAAAAAGCUAGCACUGAAAAUGGCCCACGAAACUGGACUAACGUACAUCAACGGUUACGACCAUCCGCACAUCAUGGCCGGCCAGGGUACGAUAGGACUGGAGAUCGUUGAGCAAGUGAGCGACAUCGAUGCCGUUGUUGUCCCCGUCGGUGGUGGUGGCCUCAUUGCCGGUGUUGCUACUGCCAUAAAAAAUUUGAGCCCUCAAACCAAAAUCAUUGGUGUAGAAUCGGAAAAGUGCCCAAGCUUCACUAAAGCACUGGAAAACAAGGCUCCGGUGUAUGUCCAAAACAAGGAAACGUUGGCCGAUGGUUUGGCAGUUCCGCAGGUCGGCUACAAUGCAUUCGCCACCACAGUUCCACUGUUGGACAAGAUGAUCGUGGUGAAGGAGGAGUGGAUUGCUCUGGCCAUCCUGCGAUUAGUUGAGCUGGAGAAGUGUGUAGUCGAGGGUGCCGGUGCAUCAGGGUUGGCAGCCAUACUCGCUGGCCAUUUGGAUGAAUUCAAAGGAAAAAGAGUUGUACUGCUGGUUUGCGGUGGAAACAUUGACACUACAAUGUUUGGUCGUUGUUUGGAACGUGGUAUGGCCGCCGAAGGUCGUCUGGAAAGAUUCACCGUUCGGGUCAGCGAUGGUCCAGGGGGUUUGGCGAAGCUGUGUAACUUGCUAGCUCAACUCGGUGUUUCUAUCAAAGAUAUAAUGCAUGAACGUGCCUUCAUACGAGAUGUGAACAGUGUCGAGGUCAAAGUUGUAUGUGAAACUCGUGACUGGUCCCACUCGCAGAAACUACGGAAAAUGUUGCAGGAGAACUAUGAGGAACUAUUUUUCUACGAACUGCCAAUGGCUAUUUGAAAGCGAUAUUCUUGAGGAUAAAAGUUCAACAUUGACGAAUUUGUUAUUUUGCGAUCUUGGAAACCUGAAAAAUGUUUAAUAUUUUAUAUUGCAGAUAUAUAAUACACAGCCAGAUUCAGAACCUUAGCACAUAGAAGGUAAUUUGCGCACAAAAUGGUAGGCAAAACUUAGAAAACUGAUUUGCUACUUUGCAUCAUUUUUUCAAUAUAGUUAAACAUUUACACAUUCCGAAAUAAAGGUUCAAAACAAUCCGAACACGUUAGA